AUGACCUCUACUUCAGUCCGGGUCGCUUUGAGGAUACGUCCUUUGAGCAACAAGGAAAUACAGCAAAGAUGUGAUCCAUGUAUUACAGUAAUAGAAGGCGCUCCCCAAGUGCUCAUCGGCACCGACCGUUCAUUCACAUACGACUUUGUCUUUCCGUCAGAAACUCAACAGGAUGAAGUGUUCGAUGACUGCGCAAAGCCUCUUCUCGACAAGCUCAUGGAAGGUUAUAACGCUACAAUAUUAGCAUAUGGUCAAACAGGUAGUGGCAAAACAUAUUCCAUGGGUACUGCAAUAGAUGGCGCUACUAUCCCUCCAGAGCAUCAAGGUAUCGUCCCGCGUUCUAUCUAUAGUCUCUUUGGUGAAUUGGAAGCAAAAAAGACCAAACAUCCAGAAUUUUCCUAUGAAGUAUUUGUAACCUUUCUCGAACUAUACAAUGAGGAUUUAAUUGAUCUGCUAAAUAUUCAAACUCAUGACAAUAAGAAAGCCAAGAACGAGUUAAUGAUUAGAGAAGACGCUAAUGGACAGAUAUACUGGGCUGGAGUAAAGGAAGUCCCUGUGACAUCACCGGAAGAAACAUUAGAUCAAUUACGAAAAGGUUCUCUAUGUCGUACUGUGGCAUCAACAGAUAUGAACCAAGUAUCAUCACGAUCACACGCCAUAUUUUCACUGGUGCUGAAGCAGACAAAAAUAGAGGACCCAGAAGAAAACAAAGAAAAUGAACCUGAACAAACUGAACCACAAAAGAAGCGUAACAGCAAAAAAGCAUCAGCAAAAAUAACAUCAAAAUUCCACUUUGUUGAUUUGGCUGGUUCAGAAAGAUUAAAGCGGACAAACGCGGUGGGCGAUCGUGCAAAGGAAGGCAUUGCCAUCAAUGGUGGUCUUCUUGCAUUGGGCAAUGUAAUCAGUGCACUUGGCGAUGCAUCACGCAAAGUCACCCACGUCCCAUACCGUGACUCCAAACUGACUCGACUUCUUCAGGAUUCCCUCGGCGGCAAUUCUCAAACUCUUAUGCUUGCCUGUGUGUCGCCGGCCGACUCUAAUUUUAUGGAAACCUUAAACACCCUAAAAUACGCCAACCGUACUCGUAAUAUUAAAAACAAAGUCAGUGUCAAUGAGAGUUAUGGUGAAUCUUCAGUAGAAAUAAAUCGUUUACGGUCACAAGUCAGUCAGUUGAAGAUGGAAUUACAGACCCUUCGCGCUGGCGGCGUAGACGCAGAAGUUGCUAGGAAGUACGAAGAAGAGAUAAAUCGUCUCAAGGGCGAAUGUGGACAAUUAAAGAUGAAGAUGGCAAAUACAACUCAAGAAUUAAAUGAAAUACGUGCUCAUCGAGAUACUUUGUUAAUGGAGAUGGAUUUGAAUAAGAACGCUGGGUCUAUGACUGAAGAAGAGCGAGAGGCAAAAAUAAAAUCACAUCCUGUUGUACAGCAAUAUAUCGAUCAAAUAUCGGAACUCAAGGCCCAAGUUUUCGACUUGCAGAACGCACAGGUGAAACCCGUUCAAGUCGCACCAGCUCAGCCAAUACAUUCUCAGUCAUCGCGGAAAUCGUCAUUUGCCGGAAAUUCAUCCAGGGACAAGGGACACAUAAAAUUCUAUGAACAAGAAAACUCUCGUCGUCAUGAGAGCAGUCGACACGAUAACGCUGACCUUUCUGCCGGUCAUUUCCCGGUUGAAGGCGAGGAAGCACGAGGUCAACUAGAAACGCAAGCCGAACAUGAACCAGUACGGUCGUUCGUCAAGCCUGCAGUUCUAGAUAAAGUUAAAGGACUAUUUUCUGACCUGCCUCCGGAUACAGAAGAUUGUGAUGAUGAUAACGAAGACCUCUCGGCAGAUCCUCAGGACGAUUUUGAAUACACUGAUAGCAAUGGCCAAAAGGUAACUCGAAGGCUCCGACGACGCAGCGUCAAGGAUACUCUUGAGAAAGCCAAAGAACAGAUCCGACAAGGUCUAUUGUUUAUAAAGAAUGGUGGCUCAGUACACGAUGAUCCUGUUCUCGGUCAAUUAGUAAAGACACCAUCUUCGACAAAGAGUGAAAGCUAUAUUGACCAAAUGUUGGCUGGAAAGAAUGAAAAACGCCGAUCGAGCAGCGUGUCAUUCAGCGAUAUUCCGACAAUGGACGUUCCAUCUUGGCAAGAAUCAAACCCUCCUCCGCAGCAACAGACUCGUCGUGCUUCCAACUCUAGUCGAUCUGUCAGUUUCUCAGACCAACCAGCAUCUCCUCACUCCACCAAGUCUUCACAGGACAGUACCGGAGGCUCGUCUCAACAGAAUGCCAUUGCACUCAAGAGAAUGUUGCAUCAGAUACAGGCCGACAUUGCCGUUAAGGAAGAACUGGUGGCUCAACUAGAACGCGCUGAACAAGAAUUCCACUAUAUGCGCACUGCCUACGAAGAGAAACUGGUUCAUAUGCAAGAAUGUUUGAUCCAAUUACAACGUGAGCGUGAAAUUGCGGUGAAGCGUGCUGCUAACUCGGGUGUUAGCACCCGCGACAAGAAUUCAAUCUUGACUGAAUUAAAGGCGCGAUAUGAACACAAGAUGAAGAAGCUCAUAGCCGAAAUUGGUGAUCUACGUCGUAAAUGCAACGAAAUAACGCAAACCCAUCAGACGGCCAAGACUCAAAAUGAAACGACCAUGCGAAACAUGCGUAUCCAAAUCGAACAGCUCAAAGCAGAGAAAUUACGUAUGGUCAAGCGGAUGAAGGCCGAAGCCGAUCGUGUCCGAGAAGUGACUGAACGCACUCAACGGGAGAUUCAGAACCUCAGGCGUAAGGCAAAGUCAGUUCAGACUGAAAAGAAGAAACUUGAACGCCAGACAGAGUCUCAAAGACUAAUGCUUGAAAAGAGAACCAAAGACAUGCUCAAGGCGAACAGCAAACUAAAGUCUGUAACGUCACUGUUGAAACAGACUACGACGCCGAAAGCUAUAGCAAAGGUAUUCAGACAGAACAGGCGAAAGACAAGCAUAGACUUGGAGAAAGACAGCCCACCUGGAAGUCGCCGUACCUCUGACGAGAUUCGCGCAAUCGAGGAAGAGAUAUAUGCCAGUGGUUACGAUAAGAAGAAACUUCUCGAUACUGCUAUAUUCCAAUUCAUUUCUGGUAAGCAGUCGCUGGCGAUGAUGGACGAAAUGGUCAAGAAACGUGAUGAUCUAGUCAACGAGAAACAAGAAGCUCUUAAUGAACGCGAAAGGAUAAUGGCCGAAAACUGCGACGAGCAUGGAAAUCUUGAUCCGUCUAGCGAAGCAAUGGCCCAGGAUUUGGAAGACAAUAUUGAUAUGAUCAACUCUGAGAUUUCAUAUAUCAAUGCUAAACUGAGAUCACUGCAAGCAGAAACGGCUCGUAACGCCAAGCCCGAAAGCGAGUCACGAAGGAAUAGUGAGGACGUUAAUCAAAAGGCAGCUCAACAAACCAAAGGUACUACCAACACUAAAGAAAGACGUAGGGGCAGUGGGGGUGGCAAGAAGAAGUUCUCCAUCUCACAAAUACAGAGCGCCACUCCUGAAGCCGCAUACGAUUUUGCAAUGACUAUACUUCGUAACCUGGAUUCGUUCGAAACUCAAGCAAUAGUAGAGUCGUUCUUCAACGACAUUGUCAAAUUACGAACAACCGACUGGUCAGCCCAAAUGACGUUGAAAGAUCGAGAAAAGACUAUUACAGACCUACGAAAGACGCUAUUGGCAAUGCGCAGAGCGGCAGUAUUAACAACGGUUGAAUACGAGAAACGCAACAAGGUGCUAGAAGAUGAGAUGAGACGUGGAUCGUUGCAUUCGGAAAAUCGUACACCAAGCCCGAUAUCACCUACCACUUUGGAAUUACACAUGACUGAUAUUGAAAACGACGCAGUCAACACGAUGGACUUCUUUGAUCGCAUUUACAAGCAAGUCGAAGCGGAAGUAACAUCGCCGGGACCGAUCACAUCGGAAAACCUUCACGAUGCUCCGAUAGGCAAACCAUCAAGCAGAACGUCAUACUUCCACGAUGAUUCCUACUUUGACUCUCCCACGGUCUACUCGCCUCAUUCACCGAGAGACUUGCCCAGCUCUAAACGCAACAGCUUUGCUCGUGCUCCACUGCCGCCAGGAUGGCUCAAAGACCCAACCAAGCGCAAAUCGUCAUCGGGGUCGGGCCAAUCUGAUUCACGCCGAAACUCUCAACAACAUGAUCGCAUACCAGACUCGCGACGCGGUUCACAGCAAUUGGAUCGUGGAUACGAAUCUGCUCGAUACACGGAUGAAAUAGAAAAGAAGAGCUCGCUGGGCCGAAGUGGGUUGCAUUGGACUGAUUCAAUGGACACAUUACAUGACAAGUACGCACCCGACAGCCCCCGCACGCCGGGAGAGAAGCCACGACGAGAUAUACGAGAUCGACGAGGCUCAUUACGCGACUCUCAUAGCAGACGAAACAGUGUUAGCAGUUUAGGCUUGUACAAUGAUCGCGCUCCAGAUGGCAUGCGAGAACAUCGUGAUAGCGGGUAUUAUGGAUCGGUUGACAAGAAACGAAUGGCGAAUAUGGCACGCAGAGGCUCCAAAGAUCUUUCACAUAUGCGUCAGAACUCGUACGGUGGUGCGCCUGAUGACGAUAACGUCAGUGUAUGCAGUGAUCGAUGUGUCCAUACGCGAUCGAAUACUCCGGAUAUUCCAAACGUAUUUGAUCGAUUAUCGCAGUCUCAUACGUUAUCGAGCAAGUAUCGUGACAAGAGACUACAGACUCCUGAACCAGUAUACGCCACAUAG
Molecule: messenger RNA, 4728 nt
Organism: Paraglomus occultum
Lineage: Eukaryota; Fungi; Glomeromycota; Glomeromycetes; Paraglomerales; Paraglomeraceae
Source: the annotation of a GenBank genome assembly